AUGGCGUCAUUACUACGUGACCCAGGGAUCUACGACUUCGACAUCAUCGCCAUUCAAGAGCCGUGGAAAAACCCAUACACAACAACCACACAUCACCCAGCCAAGAACAAGUUCCACCUUUGCUACCCAACAAGCCAUACAGGAGGAAUAGCUAGAGUCUGUUUCUUUAUUAACAAGAAGAUAGACCAACUAGGAUGGCGCUUUGAGGAACGAACUAGAGACAUCUGCUCUAUAAUUAUAGACCCAAAAGACGACCAGCAACAACAAGAAAGACUGGUCAUCCAUAACGUCUACAACCCGCCGAAGACCUCGAACAACCGACAGAGCGUACUACCACAGGUACGAGAAGCAUUAAGACAAUAUCAUACGGACGAACAAAUACUGCUUGGUGACUUCAAUCUCCAUCAUCCUCUAUGGGGAGGG
Molecule: messenger RNA, 423 nt
Organism: Bipolaris zeicola 26-R-13
Lineage: Eukaryota; Fungi; Ascomycota; Dothideomycetes; Pleosporales; Pleosporaceae
Exons: 1
Molecular function (GO): catalytic activity
Source: RefSeq, a predicted model, not a curated record